AGAUACAACACUACAAUACUUCAUUUAGACGGAGUCACAGGAAGUAGAGCCAACAAAGAUGGACUAGAGUAAUAUUUUAUUGUUUAAAGACGCAUUCGUGGGCAACUCUGAUGUUGAAAUGGUUAGAAGCGGAAGCUAAGCAGUCGCUAUCGAGUCCUUUACUGAGUGUUUGAAGUAAGAUAGCGAGGAGGGCUGCGCGCGCUCGGUUGCUAUUCUGCGGUUGCUAGGAUACCGUCGUGAUGCUUGUCGAAUUAGAAAUCUGAUUGGCCGGGAGGCUGGUUAAACACUGAAAAAUAAACAAACCAAACAAGACGGUACAGGUGUAAAAAUCGGCAGGAAUGACAACUUUGUGGAAGAAAAAUGAAAACUCGAAGACGGUGACAGAAGCCGGAUACAUGCCUUAUAUGGAAAUGAAGUCAAGUUUUGGUCAGAAUGCAGAGGAAACUGAACCUUCUGGCAAAACCACAUCACAACACCUGAACACAACCACCAAACAGAAUAAAGAUGAAGGAUAUGGUUUAAGUUUGCAGCUGGGAGAGGAGUAUGAGAAGAAGAAGCAAAAGCUGAAGGAAGAGCUUCGUUUGGAUUACAGGCGUUAUGUGUUGGAGAAACAAAACGUCAAUGCCAGUGAGCCAUUUUCUCAGCACCAAACACUGUCUCUUCCCACAAGAGCAAGAAGAUCUUCUAAAUUGCAAGAUGAGAGGGUUAAGGAGUACAGUCCAUUACUCCAAGGAGAUGAGGAAAUGCAGAAGAUGAGAAAAACUUCAAAUACACCACAGCCCCAGGUUCGUGGAAAAGAUUUCUUGAUCUCUACAACUUCAAACCAUCCAUCAUUUCCUCCAAAACCACGAGGACGGAAGAGUCCAGAGAGGGUGCAGUAUUCCAAGAGAGACGACCAGACACGAAGAGGCUUGAAGGAUACAGCCAAACGCUGGCAUAGGAGGUCCAGGAGAGAGCGCUACAGCUCUGAGGAGGAGCUGAACUCAGAUGAGGAGGAGCAAGAGGAGCUUGAGCUCCUGCAAAAGAGGAGGCCCAGAUAUCGAACUAAGCCUACAGUAGCUGGCAGGAGACGCAGAAAACACCAACACAGAGCUGACAGGUUUACUCAGGAGAGAAGAGAAGUGGAGGUACCUACCGUUAAUGAAGAGGAAAACAGACGGACUCCACCGGCACCAAUUAAAGCCAAUUCACAAGCACCAACGCAAACCAGAGCUGCUAAUGAGAGGAACAUGGCAGCUUUUGCUACAGGACUUAUGAUUGGGGUUGCUGAGGGAGAGGAGGCUGUUCAGAGAAGGAAGGAGCGCUAUAGACAGGAGCUGCUGGAGCAAAUAGCUGAGCAGCGCAGAAAUAAGAAAAAGGAAAAGGAGCUCGAAUUGAGAGUUGCUGCUACAGGUGCUACUGACCCAGAGAAAGAGCCUAACAGGAUUAAGCAGUUUGGUGGUGUAUGUAAAGAGCAUGAAGGCAGGAGACAGGAUGUGUCCAACAAGCCCGGAAUGGGACUGGACACCUUGGGGGCAGACGUAGACAAAAGGACGCAAGAAAUGGAGAGAGAGCCACCUGAGAAACCCCGUCUGGCCUUCCAGUCUCCUAUGUUGGAAUACAGCGCCGCUCUGGGGCACCUGGGUAACACAACAAGCGGUGGCGUCGCAGCCACCAGUGAAAACUUUCACAAAGACCUCUCGGGAACUGUUGGAGAAAUGGUUGCCCCAAGUCUCAGAGUUGCAAGAGUUCCUCCUCCACCAGCACCCACCCUCUCCAAGGUGUACAACACACCGUAUGAUGAAGCGUACUAUUACUACGGGGCCAGGAAUCCCCUAGACCUUAAUCUGGCCUACUAUGGUCCCCCAGCAAUGCAGCCAUCACCUAAUCUCCCAGCCAGAGCACUUGCAUCUGUCCUUCAGCCUCCCGCUGGAGUCUUUGUACAACCGGUUUCACAGCAUGGCAUUUCUCCUUCUGGGAUUGGAGCAUAUCCUUCUGUUAGGCACCAACAUCCCAAGGACUAUGCGCCAAGCUACAAGGAUGCACUUAAACAACAGAUUGAAGAGAGGCAGGAAAGGAGGAGACAGGAAAGGGAGGAGAAGGAAAGGUACGAGGCUAAAUUGGAGGCAGAGAUGGAAGCCUAUGAGCCAUGGGGAAGAGGAGGAGCUGGAGCUCCACUUAAGGAUAACCAAGGAAACCUCAGUGAUCUAAAGCGCGUGCACAGGACUAACGAGGAGGCCGAUGUGAACCCAGAAUCAGGUAACCGAAGAGCCAAAGCAUCAGUGGAUCGGACUGCAGCUACAUCAAGAGCAGCAGAUCAAGGUUAUUCUCCACACAGAGCAUCAGAUAACAAAGUUUCAUCCUUUAGCCGGCCUUCGCCGCACGCGCGGGGAAAUGUGUUCAGUGAGCUCCCAACACCGCAGCAGCUCCGCGAGCAGGAGAGAUACAAGGAAUGUCUGAAACAGCAGAUAGAGGAGAAGCGGAGGAUGGAGGCAGAGAGGAAAGAGAGGCUGAGGCUGGAGGAGGAGAAGGAGGAGAAGAGGCUGGCUGAAGAGAGAGCACACAUGCAGAGGCAGUUUAAGGAGGAGCAGGAGAAGGAAAGACGCAAGGAAAUGGAGCGAAAAGCCAGAAACCAGGAGAUGAUUUGGGAAGCUGAGGAACGGCGCAAAAAGGCUGAAAAGAAGGAGGAAGACAAGAAGGCAAGUGAGGCAUUAAAGCAGAAGCAUGAGCAAGAAAGGCGAGCCCGGCUGGAGCAGGACUUCAGGUCUCAUUCACCGCCCAUCCCUACAGUACAAAAGAGAUUGGGCCACCAGAUUCCACCCAGACCACCUUCAGUUGACAGCCAACGGUCAGCUACAGUUUUCUCUGUUCAGUCUGUUUCCACUCCUCAGUCCCCACCUGUUCCUGCACGGAGGAACCAGAUCAGAACAGCAGAGGAACAGCAGGAUGUGAUCAGGGAGUUGUCAGUUAUGCGUAGGCACCUCAAAAGUGAGCAGAAGCGGCUUGAAGGGCAGCUACUACAGUCAGACAGAGAGGAUACACAAACUCCCUUGAAAAACAGAGCGCUACCUCGAUUGAACGCCUUUGACAUGGCCAGGCUGAGGAUGCAGGUGCCUGUAGGGAGACCACCUUCAAACACCAGACCACUGAACAAGCAGAUUGUACAGGACUUCAACCAGCUCAAGUACAGAGAUAGCGAGUCUCGUGAACAAGUGAGGCAGGCGUAUCCUGGACCACCCACUGAUGAGGCCAGCCUGGAGAUCCAGCAGCAGGCUCUGCUCCGAGAGCAACAGCGGAGACUCGACAACAUGCAAAGAGCCAGAGCCGUCGAUUGCUUUGACCUGUCGUCUCCCAUGAAGCCUGCUCCUCGUCGGAAGGACAGCUGUGUCGAAGAGGCUGAGAGUGCUUCUAUUGAUGCAAAUGGUUGUUCCUUCCCGAUAUCACCACACCCUGAUCGAAUCUCUGCUAGAGAGAGAAGACGGCGAGCCAGAAGGGCAGACUUCUCUAAUGCUACGGAGACCUUCAGUGGAGAGAGGAUCAGCUAUUCUUUGGGUUCAGCAGACAGCCUUCAACUGGACCAAGUGCAAAAGCUGAACCAGCGAAGGAUGAGAAUGUUGGAUGACAUGAGUGAGAAGGACCGGAGAUCAGGAGACAUAUCUGUUGAUGAAGAGGAUGACUUUUGGCAGCAAUCUCCACCCUCUGCCCAUCGUGUUUCUACAACAACAGUCGCCACGGAGGCCUGGCUCCGCCCUGGCACCACAGAGACGCUGAAGAAGCUGAUGGCAGGUCGAAGGCCAUCCAGCCGCAACCUGCCAAGAGAUGAACGUGACGCACAGUCCACUUACCAGGGCUAGUGCAAAGUUCAGGCUAAUUUAAAACCAAACAAGGGUGUGACUUUUUUUUUUUUUUUAAAUUUGUUCCAUGGCUUGGUUUGCUGUCAUGAAGCAGCUGCAAAGGCCAGAUGGGUCUGAAGCCAUAGCUGGAUCACUUUAAAUGAGCAUCACAGCACCGGAAAGGACUUACUGUACAGUCUGUUUUGGUACAGCUUAAAUGACUGACUUGUUUUUCUAUAUUUGAUGUAUUUUAAAUAUGAAUUAUUUUUAAAGGUAUGAGUGCAAAUGCUGAUCAUUAAA
Molecule: messenger RNA, 4112 nt
Organism: Neoarius graeffei (lesser salmon catfish)
Lineage: Eukaryota; Metazoa; Chordata; Actinopteri; Siluriformes; Ariidae
Product: centrosome and spindle pole associated protein 1
Exons: 30
Coding region: 339-3833 (1164 amino acids)
Biological process (GO): positive regulation of cytokinesis
Cellular component (GO): spindle pole; microtubule; centrosome
Source: RefSeq, a predicted model, not a curated record